This is a messenger RNA of Microthlaspi erraticum, 1800 nucleotides long. The record is from the annotation of a GenBank genome assembly. Lineage: Eukaryota; Viridiplantae; Streptophyta; Magnoliopsida; Brassicales; Brassicaceae.
AUGAAGCCGCAGAGUCUCGUCCGACAAUCGCCGACGAGCCACAAGCUAACCACCGGCUGCGAAAUCAUCGACGGAUGUCUUCGCGGCGGAUUUCCCUGCGAUUCUCUAACGGAAAUCGUGGCGGAGAGCGGCUGCGGAAAAACACAGCUCUGCCUUCAGCUCUCGCUCUGUGCCCAACUUCCGAUUUCACUCGGCGGACUCGACGGUUCUGCUCUUUAUCUCCAUUCCGAGUUUCCUUUUCCGUUUCGCCGUCUCCAUCAACUUUCACGCUCGUUUCAUCAAUCAAACCCUAGUAUCUACGCGAAUCACAAUGAUAAUCCUUGCGAUCAUGUGUUCGUGCAAAACGUACAUUCUGUAGACCACCUGUUCGACAUAAUGCCUAGGAUAGAUACGUUUGCGGGUAAUUCGAGAAAUCGGUUUCCUUUGAAGCUAAUCGUGCUUGAUUCUGUGGCGGCAUUGUUCAGAUCGGAAUUUGAUAACACACCGUCUGAUCUCAGGAAGAGAGCGUCUUUGUUUUUCAAGAUAUCAGGGAAGUUGAAGCAGCUGGCGAAUAAGUUUGGUUUGGCUGUUGUGAUCACGAACCAGGUCACUGAUUUUGUGGAAUCUUCUGAUGGGUUGAGUGGGUUGAGGAUUGGGAAUUUGAGGUAUAUGUGUUCUUCUGGGAGACGCGUUGUUCCUGCUUUGGGGUUGGCUUGGGCCAAUUGUGUGAACUCGAGAUUUUUCAUCUCUCGGAGUGAUGAUACUAUAUGCAAAGAGAGAAGGGAAAAUGAUGAGAACGGUCCAAGUUCUGUGUCCAGAAGAGCUCAGAGACUGCUUGACAUUGUUUUUUCACCAUAUUUGCCUGCGACUUCUUGCGAGUUCAUGAUCACGCAAGAGGGGAUUUGUAAGGUUCAGUUUAAAUUGCAGAGGGAUCUGAGAGAUGGGUUGCAGCAAAGCCAGAGAGAUGACGGAGGAGUCAAUGGAGACGAUGUUUUUGGGAAUCAGAAAUCGCAGUUCGAGAGCAGUAAUGAGAAAUUCAGGCUAAGGCUAAAGGCUAGAAGAAUAAAGAGAUCCAUCGGAAUCGUAUUAAUGUCGACUCCCGCUACCGUCGCCGUCGCCGGCGGAGGAAGAGGAUCAAUCACUCACGUCAUAUUCGACAUGGACGGUCUUCUUCUCGAUACAGAGAAGUUUUACACAGAGGUCCAGGAGAUCAUACUUGCUAGAUUCAACAAAACGUUUGAUUGGUCUCUCAAGGCUAAGAUGAUGGGAAGGAAAGCUAUAGAAGCUGCAAGGAUCUUUGUUGAAGAAAGUGGGAUCAGUGACUCUCUUUCCGCUGAGGAUUUUCUUGUCGAGAGGGAGGCAAUGUUGCAAGACCUCUUCCCUACUAGUGAGCUAAUGCCAGGGGCUAGCCGACUCAUCAAGCAUCUUCAUGCGAAAAAUAUUCCAAUUUGUAUUGCUACAGGCACUCACACACGUCACUAUGAGCUGAAAACGCAAAGACACAAAGAGCUUUUCUCAUUGAUGCAUCACAUAGUUCGCGGUGAUGAUCCAGAGGUCAAGCAAGGAAAGCCUGCCCCAGACGGCUUUCUCGCCGCAGCUAGGAGAUUUAAGGACGGUCCUGUGGAUCCACAAAAGGUUCUGGUAUUUGAAGAUGCUCCUUCUGGAGUUCUUGCUGCUAAAAACGCCGGAAUGAACGUGGUGAUGGUGCCGGAUCCUAGACUAGAUAUCUCUCACCAAGAUGUUGCAGACCAAAUCAUGACCUCUCUACUCGAUUUCAAACCGGAAGAAUGGGGUUUGCCUCCAUUCGAGGAUUCAAACUAA